AUGGGCGCCCACGCCACCAACUGGAACGCCAAGUCCAUUGGCAUCUCCUUCCUGGGCAACUACAACAACAACCGACCCACCGCUGCCAUGAUCAGCGCUGCCAAGGGCAUUCUGGCCGAUGCCGUCUCCCGUGGACAGAUCAGCUCCGGCUACACUCUGUACGGCCAUCGCCAGGUCAGCGCCACCGAGUGCCCCGGCACCAACCUGUGGAACGAGAUCCGCACCUGGGCCCACUGGAAGGCUUAAGAAGCCUGCGAAAGGAUUUCC
This is a messenger RNA of Drosophila navojoa, 267 nucleotides long. Its product is annotated as peptidoglycan-recognition protein SC2. The record is from RefSeq and is a predicted model, not a curated record. Gene Ontology annotation, biological process: innate immune response; peptidoglycan catabolic process. Gene Ontology annotation, molecular function: N-acetylmuramoyl-L-alanine amidase activity; peptidoglycan binding; zinc ion binding. NCBI's taxonomy places the organism in Eukaryota, Metazoa, Arthropoda, Insecta, Diptera, Drosophilidae.